This is a messenger RNA of Alternaria rosae, 1461 nucleotides long. RefSeq lists its product as uncharacterized. Bases 1 to 1461 code for a protein of 486 amino acids. Lineage: Eukaryota; Fungi; Ascomycota; Dothideomycetes; Pleosporales; Pleosporaceae. The record is from RefSeq and is a predicted model, not a curated record. The transcript is spliced from 3 exons. Gene Ontology annotation, molecular function: FAD binding.
AUGGCAGGCAAAGAUUCCACCUCUUCAAAACCAUUCAGGGUCAUUGUCAUCGGGGCCGGCAUUGUCGGCUUAUCGCUCUCUCACGCUCUACAACUAGCCAACAUCGAUCAUGUCGUCCUCGAAAAGCACGAAAAGAUUGUAUCCUUAAAAGGCGCAGCACUGACUAUCUGGCCCGCUGUCGCACGCAUCUUCGACCAGUUUGGUAUUCUCGACAAGAUAACCAAAACUACGACACCCAUCGAUGACUCGUACAAAAGAUGGCCAGACGGGAGUCUGAUCUGCCGCGAUGACACUAUGCAGGCUGUGAGCAAAGUCUUCAAGAUACCGUGUAUCCUAUUCGAUCGCCAGACUUGUGUAUCACAUCUAUACGAAGGGCUACCAGACAAGUCCAAAAUUCACACCAGUAGGCGCCUUGAACGUGUCGAGCAAACUGAUACGGGUGUUCGUGUCCACCUAGCUAAUGGCUCUACCGAAGAAGGUGACAUGGUCAUCGGCGCAGACGGUGUGCACAGUCAUGUUCGGAAGCUCAUGUGGGACCACGCCGACAAGCUCGAACCAGGUAGCAUACCCGAAACUGACAAAGAAGUCAUGUCGUUCGGAGAAUUCAGAGGUUUGUUCGGUGUCAGCAAGGUUCCGGACGGUGCACAACUCGGUACCUCCGAUACGCAUAUGAUUCUUGGGCAGGACGUUACCAUGCUCCUCUUUUUACAGAUGGACAGGGCUUUAUGGGGUGUCACCUUCAAAGACGAAUUCCAAAAGGCAGAGAGGAAAGGUAGAGCUACUGAAGCAGAGAUCGAGGCGGUGGCGAAGAGGUUCGCCGACCUUCCUAUGACAAACGAUAUCACAUUGGAAGAUGUAUGGAAGACGAACAAACGACACGGUCUUCUCUAUGUCGAAGAAGGGGUCUUGAGUAAAUGGCAUGCGGGACGCAUAGUUCUCGUAGGAGAUUCGGCACACAAAAUGACAGCCGACCUCGGCAUGGGCGCCAACAUAGCCAUCGAAUCCGCCGUCUACCUCUGCAACAUCCUCCACCGCGAAUUCGCCUCCAACCUCACCCGCCGCAUUUCCACCCCCGACCUGACUGCCCUAUUCGCCGAAUACCAAGCCGGUCGCCAUGAACGAGCAAAGGCAUACGUCGAAAACAGCGGCAAGCUCACGCGUAUGAACAGCUACCAGUCAUACUUUGAUCGCUUCUUUGCUGGGUAUUUACACAAGUACAUUGUGCCAUCUCAGAAAGUGGGGCUCAUCGAAUCGUUGGCUGUGGCGCCGAAAUUGGAUUAUGUGCCGACGAGGACGAUUGACGAGAGCGCUGAGGGAUGGCACUGGAUGGAGAAGAAAGGGAAGAAAGAGAAAAAGGGUGGUUGGUUCAAGUAUAUGAUUUUGACAUCGGUUGUGGGGGUGACUGUGGCGUAUUUGGUGGAUGCCGGGCUACCAGCGCUGCUGAUGGAGUUGACUGUGUAA